GUGUAUCAUGUUAACAUGGUCUUCGUUAUCCUUUCAAUCGUUUCAACGCCCUGAUGCGAUGCCUACCCUCCUCUCUCUCCCCGUUGCCUCUUCUCUCCCAGCUCUUUACCUCUCAAAAUUUCCCUCUCCCCGGCUCGCCUCCCGACGCUCCGCUUCCUUCCCAAGAUGCUCCCUUCUCUCCGUGCCGACCGACGUGCCUCCUGUAGCCGGGGGCAACUCCAGGUCGAAGACGUCCCCUGCCGAGGUAUCCAGGACAAUCGUCGAGCUCUCCUCCAUCGGGACCCUUUCCUCACUGUCCACAGACGGUUGGCCCCUUUCCGUCGGCGCCCGAUUCGUUGUCGAUUCCCAGGGAGCGCCUGCUCUGUGCUUAAACCGGCCCGAGAGGCUCUUCGUUUCUGAUGGUCCAUCCAGCUUCCAUGUUCAGUUUGAUCAAAUGAGAUCACGGACUCCACAAUGCACACUUCUGGGAAGGCUGAGCAAACCCAAUGAUAUAUUUCUCCUUAAGAGACUUCAUGCAAAAUGGGAGAAAAAAUAUGGAGAAGAACUGGAGGAAGAACUUAUUUAUCUAUUUUCUGUUGAUAAGGUGCUUCAAAUUGAAGAUCUGAAGGAGGAUGGUAUCUGGGUGGCCUCCUCGGAAUAUAUAAAUGCAGAACCUGAUCCUCUACGCGAUUUUGCUGAAAAAAUUGUUGAUGAGAUGAAUUCGAUACAUCCUGAAGAUGUACUGCGACUGUACAGUGUUUAUGUGGAACCAGGAUUUCAGCAGGCGGCAGAUACCAAGUUGAUAUGGGUCGACCGUCUUGGUUUUGAUAUGUUUAUAUAUUCAGAGAAUGCAGUAUAUUCAGUGCGAAUCCCUUUCCCCAGGGAAGUUACAAAUGAGAAAGAGGUAAAAUCAUCAUUCAAUUCAAUGUCCCACCUCGCUUGGGAGAUUGAGAAGGGCUAUGCCACUCCAGAUUUUGAGAAGGUAACAUGCAUCAAGAGAGUGAGGUAGUCACAUUUAAAUGUGAUUGUGAUUUCCCCCCUCCUUUUUUUCAUGUUAAUUCAUCCGAAAAAUGAUUUCAUUGUUGAAUCUUCUGAAUUGUGCUUAGUUAUUGAUUAAAGACUUGUCAGUUCAGUUUUUACUGAGAGUAACUAGAGUUUGAAAAAAGUUACUGAAGUUAUUUCAUGAAACUUCCCAUGCCCAGAAGUGUAUCGUAUGUACAAGUUUCUCAGUCACAAAUUUUUAUAUGGACACCGCUGAAA
This is a messenger RNA of Zingiber officinale, 1239 nucleotides long. RefSeq names its product glutamyl-tRNA reductase-binding protein, chloroplastic-like. NCBI's taxonomy places the organism in Eukaryota, Viridiplantae, Streptophyta, Magnoliopsida, Zingiberales, Zingiberaceae. Gene Ontology annotation, cellular component: chloroplast. The record is from RefSeq and is a predicted model, not a curated record. Bases 8 to 988 code for a protein of 326 amino acids. The transcript is spliced from 5 exons.